AUGUUACCACAUUCAAUCGCCCUCCGAGGGGCAUUACGUAGCCUCCGAGCUCGUCCAACCCUCCCCCACCAAAGAUUCUUCGGUGCAUCGGCCCGAUACCAAGAGAAGCCGCAGGCAUCCUUCAAAAGUCAGCUCUACGAGAGCACCCAACAACGUCUGAAACGCGAGCGGGCCGAACAGGAACGUUUCGCGCAAUACCAAACCCAGUCUCCCGGUGGCCGAUAUGCCGCCCUUGUCUUUGCUUUGGUCUUCUUCUCUACCGGUGCUUAUUAUCUCGGAUCGCUUAAGCCCGCUGCCCUCCCUACCUCUUCUACAAGUCCGUUGGUAGAUAUCCAACCCGCUCAGCAUAAUGUUUCUCCGUCGAAUCUGCAGGCUGCUUGGUCCGAUUUCGUGGAGAUUCUAGGCAAGGAAAAUGUCUCGACUACUCCGGGCGAUCUGGAGUCGCAUGCUGGGUCAGAUUGGUCUUCAUAUUCGCGGAAGGAAAACGAGAAGCCUUUUUUGAUUCUCUACCCGUCUACUACUGAGGAGGUUUCUCGGAUUAUGAAGGUUUGCCACCAGCGGGUUAUUCCCGUCACCCCGUACUCGGGCGGUACAAGUUUGGAGGGUCAUUUCGCACCGACCCGUGGUGGUGUGUGCAUUGACUUCCGUCGUAUGGAUCGCAUCCUGAAGUUGAACAGGAGCGAUCUCGAUGUUGUGGUCCAGCCGGCACUGGGAUGGGAGGAGCUGAACGAGGAGCUGACCAAGGAUGGUCUCUUCUUCCCUCCUGACCCAGGUCCUGGCGCUAUGAUCGGUGGCAUGGUUGGAACGGGCUGCUCAGGAACAAAUGCGUACCGCUACGGAACGAUGCGCGAGUGGGUUCUCUCGCUGACUGUGGUUCUGGCUGAUGGAACAGUUAUUAAGACCCGUCAACGCCCACGCAAGUCUAGUGCUGGCUACGAUCUGACCCGGAUGUUCAUUGGUAGCGAGGGAACUCUUGGUCUUGUGACAGAGGCAACUCUGAAACUGACCGUCCGACCACAGAGCGAGAAUGUGGCCGUGGCCAGCUUCGCUAGCAUCCAGAAUGCCGCGGACUGUGUUACUAAAGUUGUGGAAGCUGGUAUUCCUGUCGCAGGAGUGGAGAUUCUGGAUGAUGUGCAGAUGAAGUGCAUCAAUGCCAGCCAGAGUACUAGCCGCCAGUGGAAGGAGUCCCCUACCAUCUUUUUCAAAUUCACCGGAACUAAAUCAGCCGUCAAAGAGCAGAUCAGCAUGGUUCAGAAGCUCGCCGCUAGCGCCUCAGGAAAAACCUUUGAGUUUGCCAAUGGCGAGGAGGAAAUGAAAGAACUCUGGAGCGCUCGGAAAACAGCUCUGUGGAGUGUGAUGGCCAUGCGGAGAGGACCUGAAGAUCGUGUGUGGACAACUGACGUGGCUGUUCCUAUGAGCAGACUGCCGGAUAUCAUCGACGCGACCAAGGAGGACAUGACCAAGAGUGGAUUGUUGGCUGGAAUUUGUGGUCAUGUUGGAGAUGGAAACUUCCACGCAAUUAUCCUAUUCAAUGAGAAAGAAAAGAAGGUGGCCGAGGAAGUCAUUCACCGUAUGGUCAAACGGGCCGUGGAGAUGGAGGGAACCGUAACGGGAGAACACGGUGUCGGUCUGGUGAAGCGGGAUUAUCUUGCCCAUGAGCUGGGUGAGACUACAGUGGAUGCAAUGCGUCGAUUGAAAUUGGCCUUUGAUCCCCUGCGUCUGCUCAACUGCGACAAGGUUGUUCGAACGGAGCAACCUGGUCCUGGCGAGGUUAAGGAGUGGUAG
This is a messenger RNA of Penicillium odoratum, 1785 nucleotides long. Its product is annotated as FAD-binding oxidoreductase. The record is from RefSeq and is a predicted model, not a curated record. Gene Ontology annotation, molecular function: D-lactate dehydrogenase (NAD+) activity; FAD binding; D-lactate dehydrogenase (cytochrome) activity. Gene Ontology annotation, biological process: lactate catabolic process. The coding region runs from base 1 to 1785 and encodes 594 amino acids. NCBI's taxonomy places the organism in Eukaryota, Fungi, Ascomycota, Eurotiomycetes, Eurotiales, Aspergillaceae. Gene Ontology annotation, cellular component: mitochondrion. The transcript is spliced from 4 exons.